Trematosphaeria pertusa is the source of this 912-nucleotide messenger RNA. RefSeq names its product S-adenosyl-L-methionine-dependent methyltransferase. The transcript has 5 exons. Gene Ontology annotation, molecular function: methyltransferase activity. Lineage: Eukaryota; Fungi; Ascomycota; Dothideomycetes; Pleosporales; Trematosphaeriaceae. Bases 1 to 912 code for a protein of 303 amino acids. The record is from RefSeq and is a predicted model, not a curated record.
AUGUCGAACAUACCCGAAGAGUUGCGCAGGGUAAUCAUCCAUGAGCGCGAUUUCCAGAAGCUGUCGGUCGACAGGAAGAUAUACUGUGUACCGGUGGACGAGCGUGAAGAAGAUCGACUGACGGCUCAACACGACGUCCUGUACAGGUUUUGCGGGGAAAGACUGUUCUUUGCCCCCAUCAGUAACCCACGGAGGAUUCUAGACUGUGGCUAUGGACGAGGUGACUGGGUGGUCCAGGUCGCCGAGGAGUAUGAAGAUUGUGAGGUGACCGGCAUCGACAUCUACCCGAUCCUCAUCGCAGACCAACCGGAAAAUCUCUCCCUCUUCGGCUACAAUCUGAACGACAGACUCAACGACCCAGAAGUGUUCGAACGAAGCGCAUAUGACCUUGUCCACUCCAGAUUCGUCGGACAGGGAAUCAAGACCAGUAGGUGGGGAUCCUACGUCCGGGAUAUCAAGGUGCUUCUAAGGCCGAACGGCUGGCUGCAGAUGAUGGAGUACUACGCGAAUAUCCAGUCCGACAGUGGCCGCCUGUCAAGCCAGUCGGCCUUAAGGAGGUGGUGGGAGGCAUAUGUAAGCGCCAUGGAGCGAUCAAAUCGUGACCCGCGGAUCGGGCAAAGGUUGCAGCAGCUCAUGACGGAGGCUGGACUGCGGGACGUGGGAGGAACAAUCAUGCACGUCCCCAUUGGAGGAUGGGAUCCAGAUGCAGCCAAAGCCAAUAUCGGGCGAGACAACGCGGGAAUGAUAGGAGAGCUCCUCGACUCCCUUGCUAUCUGGCCGUUUACGGAACGACUGGGCUGGACUGCGGCUCAAGUGGAGGCACUGACGAACGCGGCAAGGUCCGAGAUUCAAGACACAAGUCUGCGGCUCUACAUUCCUGUCUACAUCGCUUGGGGCCGUCGGCGCGGGUAA